Molecule: messenger RNA, 1701 nt
Organism: Helianthus annuus (common sunflower)
Lineage: Eukaryota; Viridiplantae; Streptophyta; Magnoliopsida; Asterales; Asteraceae
Exons: 1
Coding region: 114-1574 (486 amino acids)
Source: RefSeq, a predicted model, not a curated record
AAAAAAACAAAAAAUUAUCAAACCACACACGUGUCAUCAUCCUAUUGGUGCACAAACUGCCAACUCCUCUUCCAGUCUGAUCUUCUCAUAUUCUCUCAAACAAUCAUCUCUCCAUGGCCACAACAACCACAGUCAACCCCCUCCUGCUUCCCACCACUCCAAGAUCAUCAAGAAACACAACACCACCUUUCAAAAGAUCAAAUCUUUUAGAUGUUCAUCCUCCAUACUCAUCUUUCCUCAAUACCCAAAUCAUAAUCUCUUCAAACCCCAGAAAUCACCAUAAAAAUCCAAUCUUUAUACCCAAUUGUUCCACUAAACCCACAAUUUCAGAUGAUAAAGACAACGUGAUCAAAGAUCAAGAUUCAACAAUUUCAUCUGACCCAGAUCAAGAUUUUCAAAACCCACAAAAACCCACCUCAGAUCAACCAAACCCUUCACCAAAUUCUUCUGUUUUUGUUUCAAGAGGUUUGGUUCUUGAUUUGGGUCAAGAGGGUUCUUGGGAUAGUUUUGAAGUUGGGUCUCCAUUGGUGAAGAGGUUCUUGAGUGAUGAAGAAGAGAGGUGGUAUAUGUGGUAUGGUGGGCGACCCGCUGGGAAUUCGGUUUCGGUUUCGGGUUCAAUCGGGUUGGCGGUUUCGAGUAACGGGAUACAUUGGGAAAGAGGUAAAGGGGUUGUUCAAUCUAAUAGUGAUGUGGGUUUGGUUUUGAAAUCUAGUAAUGAUUGGUGGGCUUUUGAUACAAAUGGUGUAAUGCCAAGUGAAAUCUUGAUUAUGUCUAGUUCCAAGAUUAGAGCGAGUAACGCGGUUUAUUGGUUGUAUUACACGGGUUUUAGCAACGAAAAGAUCGAAUCUUUAGACAAUUCUCUUGAAUUUAGGUUAGAAAAUCCCGAUAGUUGUGGGAAAAACGGCGAAUUUGGGAAGAUUCGUAGGUCUUUACCUGGUUUAGCAAUGAGUCAAGACGGUAGGCAUUGGGCGAGGAUAGAAGGCGAGCAUCAUAGUGGAGCUUUGCUUGAUUUAGGGUCCGAAGGCGAGUGGGAUUCAAUGUUUAUUUCAUCGCCACAAGUUGUUUUUCAUAGUAAUGGUGAUCUUAGGAUGUACUACCACUCAUUUGAUUCGGAAAAGGGCCAAUUCGCCAUAGGAAUGGCGCGAUCACGCGAUGGUAUGAGGUGGAUGAAGCUCGGGAAGAUCAUGGGGGGUGGGCGGGUUGGUGAUUUUGACGAGUAUGGGGUAAAGAAUCCUUGUGUUGUAAGGAACAAGAAAGAUGGAGGCUAUUUCAUGGUUUAUGAAGGUGUGGAUGUUGAUGGUAGGAGGUCAAUCGGGUUGGCUCAAUCUUCAGACGGGCUAAAAGAUUGGCAUAGGGUAGAGGGCGGGCCCAUUUUGAAGCCCGCCCAAGAAACGGGUUGUUGGGAUGAUGGAUGGGUCGGGUCACCAUAUCUUGUUCAUAUGGAAGGCGAGAAAGACGAAUGGAGAUUGUAUUAUCAAGGGGUAGGGCAAAAUGGGCAUGCAGGAAUUGGAAUGGCGGUUUCUGAAGGAAAUGAUGUCAAGAGUUUUCGUAGAUGGACCGGAUUUCAUUUGUGAACAUUUUAAUUAUAUUGUUUUGUAAAUCCGCGAUACAUAUAAUUAUAAAUUUAUCGAUAUAUACUUAGGUAUUUGUUCAUAAAUGUAUCAAACAAGGUAACGUGUUCUAAAAAGUUUGUUUGCAUAA